AUGAGUUUCGUAAAUAAAACUGUGUUAGUCACAGGAGCCAGUUCAGGCAUAGGAGCGGCAACUGCUAUUGAAUUUGCAAAAGAAGGCGCUACUGUCGCAAUAGUUGGAAGAAAUGAAGGGAAACUAUUGAAAAUCGCCAAACAAAUAGAUCAAAUCGGAGCAAAGUAUUUAGUAAUAAAGGCGGAUGUAAGCGAAGAUCAUGAAAUAAAACGUGUAAUAGAAGAGGUAAUAAGUAAAUUUACUAAAUUGGAUGUAUUGGUUAACAAUGCAGGUCUUAUUACAUUUGGAAGUAUCUUAGAUGGAAGAAUACUAGAAGCAUUUGACUCUGUAAUGAAAGUAAAUAUUCGAGCUCAUAUUAAUAUUACAAAUUUAGCUGCACCAUACUUAAUUAAAUCAAAAGGAAAUAUUGUAAACGUUUCUAGUGUAGUCGGAACACUAACAGGGACAAUAGGUAUGACUCCAUACUGCAUCACGAAAGCUGCAUUAAGUCAUUUUUCUCGCUGUGCGGCUUUAGAAUUAGCUGAAAAAGGUGUUAGAGUCAAUACGGUGAGCCCUGGGCCUGUAGCAACGGAUAUAUUGGAAAAUGCAGGGCUUGGUUCCACGAAAAUGGAAGAUGUUUUACCUGAAACUCCACUUAAGAGAGUAUCAGAUUCGGUUGAAGUUGCGAAUGUCAUUCUUUUUCUAGCAAGUGCCAAGGCAAAUGGUAUAACUGGUUCGGAAUAUAUAAUUGAUAAUGGAUGGUGUAUUAAGAAUUAA
Molecule: messenger RNA, 756 nt
Organism: Pieris macdunnoughi
Lineage: Eukaryota; Metazoa; Arthropoda; Insecta; Lepidoptera; Pieridae
Source: the annotation of a GenBank genome assembly